UCACACGGAAGUCCAACUCCCAAGGUUCAUUCCUUACACCUGUCUCCUUUCUCCCAGGUUCUCAUUCCUCUCCUCUAUCUUCCUUCCUGACCCCCUUCUCGAGGCUUCCGCGUUGUCAUUUCCGCGUGUCCGCCAUUCGCCGCUGACGAUGCGGUGAAGGGCGAAGAAACCUAUACACUAUAUCGUCGCGUUUCUCUUAAUCGUUUCGUUACAAGUGUCGCGAAGUCGCAGCGAUGGACGUGCGACGAAUGCAUGCGACGGGCGGAAGGCAGGCGCCCGACGGGUCGGACCACGACGAGGCGAAGCGCAAGUCGGACUCCAUCUUCGCUCCGCGAUCGGCGGCGCAGAAGCGGCGACAGUUCGUCGCACAGGUCGCCAUGUUCACCGUCGCAGCGGUCAUUCUUAUCGUCAUGCUCGCCAGACCGUCCCGUCCGACCGUUGAGAGCGGAUCGAACAUGGCGGAGGGCGGAACGGUUGGUCCAGCAGUUUCAGCGACAGAAAACGUGGCACAUGCGCAGGCCAAGCCCGCGUCACAGGCCACAGCUCAGCCUGCCGCUCAGCAGAGCACUCACACCACAGCAAGCCAGGGGGAGCAGGCGAGGCUGCUGGAGCUGGCGAGUCAGGGGGACCACGCCCUCACUGCAUCGGCGCAGCAGGAGGGCUUCCAGCAUCCGUUCCCGUACCGGCUGAAGCGUGAACAAACAGCCAGCAGUCACGCUGGUGAUGCUGCUGAUGGUGCUGGCGCCGCUGCUGCUGCUGCUGCUGCUGGUGCUGCCGGCGCUGUGGGUGGGGAGAUAGGGAGAGAAGCAGGGCACGGUGGGGAGCAGCAGGCAUCUUUCAAAAAAGAUGAGCAGAAAUAUCCCGAAACGGAGCCGCAUAGUGGGGAUGUGCAUGGGGUUGGGGGGGUGGACGGUGGCAGGCAGGGGGAAGAAAAAGAAAAGAGGGUUGAGGAGAAGGGGAGUGUAGAGCAAGCGAAGGAGGACGGGGAUGGGGAUGGGAAGGAUGGGGAUGAGGAGGGUGCGGAUGAUGAUAAGGAGGAGGGAGAGGAGGAGGGUGGGAAGAAGGGGAAGGCAGGUGGGGAGGAUGAGAAGGACGAUGAGAAGGACGAUGAGAAGGACGAUGAGAAGGACGAUGAGAAGGACGAUGAGAAGGAUGAGGAAAAGGAGGAAACGGAGGAGAAGGGGGAGAAGGAAGGAGGGGGCAAGAACGAGGGUGCGGAGAACAGUGAAGCGGGAGAGGGAGGAGGCCAGAAGAAGGGCGAGGGUGAGGAGAAGAGCGACGGUGAGGAGGAGGACGAGGAGGAUGACGAGGAGGAGGGUGGAAAGGAAGGGGAGAAGGCGGACGGUGAGAACAGUGGGACGAAACGCCAUGAUGAGGAAGAGGAGGAGAAGGAGGAGGAUGAGAAGGAGGCGAAGGAAGAGGAGGAGGAGGGCGCGCACGGCAGUGGAGGAGGGGGAGGGGAGGAGGACGGAGGGGCUGGGGGUGCUGAUGCUGCUGCAGAUGGUGGUGCUGGUGGUGCUGGCGGCGACAGUAGUGGCGGAGAUGAUGGGGAGAGGGGCGGCGGUGGUGGUGAGGAUUCUGGGGAGAGUGCAGGCUCGUCGGAGCAGCAAUCAGUGGCUGCAAAGGAAGUGAGAGCGGCGGCAGCAGCAGUGGCAGUAGACCCAGUGGGGGAGCCAGUGGACGUGGAGGGGUGCAGGGGGCGCACAGUGUUCAUCCACAAGCUGGCCCAGGCCUACAACCGCGGGCUGGUGGAGCAGUGCGCCACGUUGCUGCCCUGGUUCUCCAUCUGCCCGCACUUCCAGAACGAUGGCUUGGGGAAGCGGAUCCGCAACAGCAAGCUGCUUCUGCCGUCUGGCCGCUGGUUCGAGACACACAUGUACGCGCUGGAGAUGGUGUUCCACUACCGCCUGCGCAAGGCGUACAAGUGCAUCACGAGCGACCCCGACAGGGCGGACCUCUUCUUCAUCCCCUUCUACGCCUCGCUGGACGUCACCCGCUGGCACUUCGCCAAAAACGCCUCCCUUGACGACCGCGACCGCAUGCACGAUGGCUUGGCCAAGUGGCUCAUGCGGCGAGAGCACUUCAAGAAGCGCAAUGGAGCGGAUCACUUCAUCGUGCUGGGGCAGGGCUCGUGGGACUUCAGGCGGACAGAGGGGUCCCAGUGGGGCAACCGCCUGCUGCUGCUGCCUGAGAUGAAACACGUCACCAAGCUGGUGCUGGCUGCGAACCUGUGGGAGGAGACGGAGGUCGGCAUCCCCCCUCUCACCUUCUUUCACCCGCGAUGGGAGAAGGACUACAAGACGUGGCAGCGCAUAGCCGAGUCGCACAGGCGCACAUCGCUGGUGGCGUUUGCGUCGCUGCGAGACGCGUUCAGCAAGCACAACAAGGCGCUGGCCAAGCAGUGCAAGCCCGCCAAGGCGUGCCGGUACCUGGAGUGUGUGGAGGACCUGUGCACUCGACCGGAGGUGCUCAUGGACCUCUUCACCGAUGCCGCCUUCUGCCUCGUGCCAUCGGGCCACACGGGGGCGCGCCGAGCCGCCUUUGACGCCAUAGUGGCGGGCUGCAUCCCUGUCUUCCUCGACAAUUUCGUGCAAACUGAGUACAAGUGGCACCUGCCCAGCAACAGCAGCACCUACUCGGUGACGUUCGCUGAGAAGGCUGUGCUGGCAGGCAAGGUUGACGUCAUCAAGGAGCUCCAGAAGAUUCCAGGAAAAGAGGUGCGUCGCAUGCGGUUGAAAGUUAUACGAACAGUCAUGCCCUCCGUGGUGUACAACCAUCCUCGCAUGUAUCCGAUGGCGGAGAGGAGAGACGCCUUUGAUAUUGCUAUGGAAGAGGUGGUGAGAAGAGUGCAGCGCAACAAACAAGCAGCGGCAACGGCUUAAAUCUAGAUACCUUAGGGAUUUUUGGUCAGGAUCGUGGUCGUUUUUAGCCGUUGACACCUACCACAUUCACAAUUGAUUUAUAACUGUGCAAGGCGACUAAUGGUUUAUUUGUAGGCCUGUACUUGCCACUGUGCCAUGCCCUUGUUUUGAUAGCGCAUGUCAUGCGGUUGGACAUCCAUGGCCCAUAGGGUAUCAAUAGCAAAA
Closterium sp. NIES-67 is the source of this 3086-nucleotide messenger RNA. The record is from the annotation of a GenBank genome assembly. NCBI's taxonomy places the organism in Eukaryota, Viridiplantae, Streptophyta, Zygnematophyceae, Desmidiales, Closteriaceae.